AUGCUAGUCUCCCUGACUGUCGGCAAGGUCGACGCCGGCGUCACGGUUCUCCUGACUCCCGAUAAGCGCCUGAUCGAGUUUCCCUCCAUCCUGCUUCCUCCCAACAUCUCCUCCGGCAGUAUCGUUGACAUUACCGUCUCCCGCAACCUAGGCUCUGAGUCCAAGACCGAGCAUGCCUUCCGUGAGCUCCAGGACCGUAUUUACUCGGCCUUCGGCGCCUCCGCGCCGGCGACGCCCGUCCUCCGCUGCCGCAAUGCCACCCAAACAUCUGUCGUCCUCGAGUGGGAUCCUAUUGAGCUGGCCACCGCCGACCUCAUUUCCCUCUCUCUCUAUCGCAACGGCCAAAAAGCCGGCAACAUCCCCCGACCCCUGCAGAUGCACAGCACCAAGAUCAGUGGCUUGGCUGUCGACACUGACUACACUUUCCACCUCGUGCUGCGUACUACGGCCGGCACAUUUUCAUCAGACAAGGUCGUCGUCCGUACGCACAAGAUGACGGACCUGAGCGGCAUCACCAUCACCACGGGCAUCAUGCCAGCAGCCACCCGAGAAGCGCUGACAGCCGCCGUCGAUCGUAUCGGCGCCAAGAUCGUCGACUCCGUUCGCAUCGACACGACGCACUUUGUAACCACCGAAGGCCGUGGACUUGCGUGGGAGAAGGCUGUUGAGACAAACAUCCCCGUCGUACGACCUGAGUGGGUCGAGGCCUGUGAGAAGAACGGGCGCAUUCUGGGUGUCACCAAGUUCUACCUCGACGCCCUCAGACCAGGCCCUUCGAGCGACGACCUCCAGCAGGCACCAACGCCACCGCAACAGCAGCAGACUCCUCAGACGCAAAAGGAGCUGCCUUCACCCCCUGUUGCGAACUCCCCUGAGAAUGGUGACGCUUCGUCUGCUAAAUCCCCCGAGGGGGCCGAGAAGCCCCCCGCUCCAAGGGCAGAGGAUGAGCAACCAACGCCCGGCGACGAGGAGAAGGAGGCCGAGCAGAAGAGAAUUGCCGAUCAGGAAGAGCAAAAGGUGCGAUUGGAAGAUAAGGACGAGCAGAACCUGGCGCACCGACCGAAGGAGGAAAACGACUCGGGCAGCGAGAAUGGUAAAGGCGACGAAGACAACCCCAAUGAGAAGCCAGGAACUUCUCCUGACGGAGCGUCAUUCCAAGACGUUGCUUUGUAA
Colletotrichum truncatum is the source of this 1173-nucleotide messenger RNA. RefSeq names its product Cell fusion protein cfr1. Gene Ontology annotation, biological process: conjugation with cellular fusion; Golgi to plasma membrane transport. Gene Ontology annotation, cellular component: exomer complex; trans-Golgi network. Gene Ontology annotation, molecular function: protein dimerization activity. NCBI's taxonomy places the organism in Eukaryota, Fungi, Ascomycota, Sordariomycetes, Glomerellales, Glomerellaceae. The record is from RefSeq and is a predicted model, not a curated record.